UACACGGUAGUCCCGCUCACGUUCGUGGAUCUCUCAGGAAUUUUAGUGUCUGAAUACGUGAUGUUUUCUCUUUUCCCGAGAGAAGCGUAGAGCAUCACACUUGAAUUUAAUCUCUGAUAUACCGAGAUGAAGGGCGAUGUGGCACACAUGCCUGGCAGUGGGCAAGCGCCAGUAACGUACAAGGCGAAACUUAGUGCCAGGUAACAUUCGGGUGGCACCGCUGCCAAAUGGAGUAUGCAGCGUGCCAUGUGCCAUAGCGCGUGUGUUUGUGUGAGGGACUUCACGAAACGCGGGAGCUGAGCGAGUGAAAUUACCAUUUCCGGUCUCGGAUCCCGGCGAAGGAAAUUCAGUGGCGGACCGAAGGCGAUCGACCGAGCUCAGGAAAGCCAGUCUCGUCCUCACGCUGACAUGAGGUUGUAAACUCUCGGUUGUGACAUGAAGUUGGGGCUUCGAGGGCCGCCAGCUGACCUGGCAUUCCUCGGAAACAGCUGCAGCGCUGGGUAACCUCACGCGCGUGAUCUGCUGUGGAUUCUGGCUCACUUUAUUUUUGAAGUGUGCCUUUCUUUCUCACGUUCACCGCUGCUGCUGCAGGUGGAAAUCCAUUCGGGUUUUGUGAUGACAUCUUCCGGAUGAAAUUCACGAGUAAUCCGUUCUGUUGAGGAGUCUGACCUACUUUUUCCGGACUGACUUCGAGAGCAAGCGAUCUGCGGAAAAAUGGAGGUCGUCUUUAAUUUACAUUUGGAGCACUGAGGAGGAGAGACGAAAGCCCAGGGAAAUCAAGGAAUUAAAGUUUUGCCACGAAGCUCCGGGCAUCCACCAUGGCCUUUGUACUCCUGCCCUGUGACCUGCCCACGUGGCCCACCAUACAGCGCCACCUCGGGUCGCUGAAGGGGGCCACGGCGCCGGCUCAGGUCACGCAGGUGCUGCACGCGCUGCACUCGCUCUGCAACGUGGCCAUCGACCCUGACCUCAACGAACCAGUCCCUCCCGACGUCUUCGCUGGCGUCGAGAAGUUCCUGGAGGUCGAGGUCGAGCAGGACUUCUUCAGCAAGACCCUUCCGGCCAUGUUGGAGGCUGCCCUUCGCCUCAAGGACCUCAAGCCUCCGCAGGGACUCAGAUACUCACUGCAGCAGCAACACGAAGAAGUGACAAUGGAGCGUGCCUUGGUGACCUCCCUCCUGGCUCACGUCUUUUUCUGCACUUUGCCGCGGCGUUCCCUCAUCUCACACCCGACGCUCUCCGACCCCUGCCUCGCCCCUACGCUGUCGACGCUGAACAGAGAAAGCCAGCGGGUGAAACUGAAAGCACUCCUACAUUACUUUAGGAAAAUAAGUGAUACAACAUCUACAGGUACUCUCACUUUCUCUAGGAAGGUCAUGAGCAGCAAGGAAUUCGUGACGUUGAAGGACUGGAUGAAAUGCGAGGCCGCCCUCUGCCCCGUCGAAAUCCAGCACGAGGGACGCCUGGAGGACACCCACCCUCCCGCCCUCCUGUCCUGCUUCACCUCGCCUGACGUGGCUCAGCCUGCGCUCUCCUCCGCGAAGUCGCAGCAAGUCUGUGCAAUGCUUAGUUACCCGGAAAUGCUAGUGUCUUCGGUUUUCGUUGAGAGGCUCGAGGACAACGAGGCUCUGCAGGUCAUGGGUGCCUUGAAGACCGCCACCGUCUCCAACUUGAAGACUCGACCCCACGUCACCUUCAGAAAUAACACGACCCCACCUGACCUGAUCCACGCCCUUAUGGAUGCAGAUGACUACCGCCAGUCAGAGGUCCUGCAGUACGAGGAGAUAAAUGUUCUCAGGGAGUUAAACAAGGCGGUGCUGGCCUUCGCUCAGCCUAUUCCCGAGGUUCCGACGAGCUCCUUCUCGGAUAUUAUUUCUGUGUCGAGGCAGAUCUCGGAGUGCAGCGCCUCUCCGCCGAGGAACUACCAAACUCCUAUAUCUUCCGGGUCGUCUUUGGACCAGCAUAAAGAAGACACGAGUUUGGAAGGAAAUAAAAAGAAACAGAGAGAAACAGAUAAAGGUCCUCCUCGUGAAAGCCAGAGACAAGGAACAGCAGUGUCUAAAGAAUACGAAAGAUCGAAACCCUUGAAAAUCGGGAAGGUGAAAAAGCGAGUGGAGAUAGUCGAGGACAACCGGGCUGUGAAAGCGAAUACCUGUGAUAUCCCUGACAGUGAUAUAGUCAGACCACCCAAGCCUAACGUAGACCAUAAGCUGAAAUCCCUCCUGACCAAAGAGAGACUCAAAAAGGAGAAAGAGCAGGUGCGAAACGCGGUCCCAGGAGGAGAAGCUAAAGGAAACGUGAGCGAGCAGGACUUCACGGGUAGUCCUCCGUCAGCGGGCUUCGUGACGGCUCCGACGACGCUGAAGAGACGCCCCAGAAGAAAGAAGGAUGUCGGUUCCAAGGGCUGUGACGACGCGAUGCCCCAGAUGACCGUCCAGGCAGAGAGGGUGACCUUUGCGGGGGCGCAGUGUCGCAAGCCGCCCACGGAGGAGCUGCCAAAUAACUGGGAGGAAUCAGACGAAGAGGAAGAAGAAACUACGAGAUUGCUGAACAGGGUGAUGCGCGCCAUUCAGCGGUUGGAGCAGGAACGCCCGGAUUUGGUCGAGGAAGUGAAGCAGGAUGCGCAGCAGAGCUUGAGUUCUAAGUCGCUUCCUAAGUCAUUGGGCAAACCACCGAUCCCAGAAGGACGACCUCGACCUCUCAUUGAAAAAGACAGGAAAGACCGAAGCCAAGUAGGAGAGGUUUCGGACAGAGCCAAGCGUCGCGUGGGCGUUUCGGGAGACGGGAGAAAGCUGUCUAUUUACGUCUCCUGUUCUGAGGAAAUGCCUGCCGAGUCUAUUCCGGACGAGGACCAUUAUUUCAGCGCCUGCGAGAGUCUGGAUGGAGUCGAGGCCCCGAGGCCACGACGCCCCUCGAGGAAAAAGGAGAAGAAGGGAAGGAGAAAAUCGUCCUUCGCCGAGAGACUGAAGGAGGCGCUGGCGAGGGAACCGAGUCUGGACUCCUAUCAGACUCAGGAGAAUAUUCCGAACGAGGAGGACGACCCGCUGAUGAAACUAUCAAGACAAGAAUCUGCAGGAUUUGUCCUCGACUCCAGCCCUCGCCAUCGACUCAUUCGGAAGACGGAGAAAGAGGAAGAAAAAUGCGGUUCUGAUAUUUCCGAGGAGGAUUUUGAGGAUCAGGAAGAGGAGGAGGAGGUUCCGGGCAGAGGACACGAAGGAUCGGAUUCUUCUCGUUAUUCCUUCAGCUCGGAUUAUACGUCCGAACUGGAAGAUGUCUAUGAAAAAUUAGGGGAAGUUCUAGAAGAAUCUGAAGGAGGGAAUCUUGGGCCUCGAACAGCAGCCAUCGCGCGAUUUGCUCAUGGCUUGCUCAAGCGCGCCCUUAGUGAAUCAUACAAAGACGUGACUCUUGGGUUGGACGGGUCAGCUGUGAAGGACCCCGAGAGUGGCACGAGUGGUCCUUUACCCAUACGAUCCCUCAGCUUCUCCGAACCCCGUCCUCCAGCUGGGAAAAGGGUUCGACCGCCAACGCUAAACACGCUGAAGAGCAAUCUCGGAAAACCUGUUGUGACGGGGAACUGGGGUUGUGGUUCCCUCAGGGGCGAUCACCAGCUAAAAGCUAUGAUCCAGUGGGCGGCUGCUAGCAAAGCACGGGCGCCGAAGAUGGUAUAUUACACUUAUGGUGACCAGAAUACUGUGAAGUUGGAUAUCGUUUGCCGGCUGUUAGGGGACAGAGGCUGGCGUGUGGGAGAUUUAGUGUCGACGUUGCUUCGGUACAGUGAAUCACGUCUCGAUUCUUGGAGACGAUCGAGGGAGACGGAACUCACGGAAUCAGCUGAUUCUUCACUGCCAGAAUCCCUCAGAUACAGAGGACCUUCCUUGGACUCCCUCACCCUCUUUGACGAGUUGAUAGGAGCGGACCGUCCAUUCACCACGAUGGAGACGGAGCUAUGAUCAAGUUUUCAGUCUCUAACAACACCCAGUUCCUGUUGUGCCUUUUUUGCUAAACGGUUCAUUUGAUAUCAGCUGUUCACACUAUAUAAAAACAGAGAUAGAUUUUUAGGUUUUGAAUUUUUCGAUGGGUCAUGUCAUAAGGAUACAUCUUGAGGAAGUCUAGGAGGUUUUGUCCAAAAAAUGAAAUUUGACGUUAUUUGUUUAUGUCGAGAAACUUGUACCAUAUGGUGUGCUACCUGUAAUGAAAGACUAUUUACACCUCUCUUCUUUUCAUAGCAACAUUGUGUGACUUCAGUGUGUUUCUAAAGAGUCACACAUAUAACGGUUUUUGGCAUUGUUUCAUGAAUUUAUAAUCUGAAAAAAGGGUGAUGUACCCAAUAAUUUUUCGUCCAUAUUUUGUUGUCUGUCUUUCCUACAAUAGGCUUUCUCACGAAUAUGUAUUUCAAAGUCAGUGGUGAGUGAAAAAAUAGUCAAUUUUUACCGUGUGAUGGUUUAUAUAGAUACAGGACA
Messenger RNA from Penaeus vannamei (Pacific white shrimp), 4460 nucleotides. The record is from RefSeq and is a predicted model, not a curated record. NCBI's taxonomy places the organism in Eukaryota, Metazoa, Arthropoda, Malacostraca, Decapoda, Penaeidae.